This is a messenger RNA of Mangifera indica (mango), 3274 nucleotides long. RefSeq names its product pentatricopeptide repeat-containing protein At1g20230. Gene Ontology annotation, molecular function: protein binding; zinc ion binding; RNA binding. NCBI's taxonomy places the organism in Eukaryota, Viridiplantae, Streptophyta, Magnoliopsida, Sapindales, Anacardiaceae. The transcript has 2 exons. Gene Ontology annotation, biological process: RNA modification. Bases 62 to 2338 code for a protein of 758 amino acids. The record is from RefSeq and is a predicted model, not a curated record.
AAAUCAGAGCCCUCUGUUUAUAAUCUUGACAUGCACUCGAAGAAUUAAGCUGUAGCGUAUAAUGAACUUGACGAAACAGGCUCUUCCUCACUUCGAAAACAUUCAACGCUCAAUCUUCCACACCCUCAAUUCACUCAAAUCUUCUCUAUCACAGACGCAACAAGCCCAUGCUCACAUUCUCAAAACCGGCGUCUCCAAUGACUCGUAUCUUGCGACGAAGCUUCUAUCUCAAUAUGCAAAUCACCAAGAUUUCUAUGACGCAAACCAAAUCCUUUCUUCUACCCUUGACCCGACAGUCUUUUCUUACUCUGCUCUUAUCUUUGCCUACACGAAACAAAAUCAUUUCGCUCAAUCACUCCGGGUAUUCACUCAAAUGCUUUCGCAUGGCCUGGCACCUGAUACCCACGUGUUGCCUAAUAUUCUUAAGGCUUGCACUGGGUUGUUGGCGUUGGAAACUGGAAAACAAGUUCAUGCAAUGGUGUUUGUGUACGGGUUUGAUUUAGAUUCGUUUGUUCAGGGUUCUUUGAUUCAUAUGUACUUAAAAUGUCAGAACAUUGGGAACGCUCACAAAGUGUUUGAUAGAUUGGCCCAGCCGGAUGUGGUUACUUUUAGUGCUCUGAUUGCGGCUUACGCGCGAUAUGGGUGCGUGGGUGAAGCGAAAAAACUGUUUAACGAGAUGGGUCGUGUAAGAGUGGAACCCAAUGUGGUGUCCUGGAAUGGUAUGAUUGCAGGGUUUAAUCAGAGUGGACAUUGUGAAGAGGCGGCUCUUUUGUUUCAAAGGAUGCAUUUUGAAGGAUUUAGGCCUGAUGACCAUAGUGUUUCUAGUGUUCUUUCAGCUGUAGGCGACUUGGAGAACCCCAAAAUUGGGAUUCAGAUUCAUAGUUUUGUGAUCAAGGAGGGCUUGUUGGAGGACAAGUGCGUUGCUAGUUCUCUUAUUGAUAUGUAUGGAAAGUGUGCGUGUACGUGGAAUAUGUCAAAAGUGUUUCAUGAAAUGGACAAUUUGGAUGUAGGUGCCUGCAAUGCUUUUGUUACAGGUCUCUGUAGGAACGGUCUUAUUGACAAUGCAUUGGAGGUCUUUAGGCAAUUCCAGAGCCAAGGUGUGGAAUUGAAUGUUGUGUCCUGGACCUCUGUGAUUGCUGGUUGCUCUCAAAAUGGGAAAGGCAUUCAGGCAUUGGAACUUUUUAGAGAGAUGCAGGCAGCUGGGAUAAAGCCGAACAAUGUUACAAUACCUUGCUUGCUAUCAGCCUGCGGAAGUAUUGCAGCAUUGAUGCUUGGGAAGGCAGCUCAUUGUUUUUCUAUCAGAAGAGGAAUAUCUGAUGGCAUUUACGUGUCUGGGGCGCUAAUUGAUAUGUAUGCAAAGUGUGGAAGGAUUCAAAUGUCACGACUCUGCUUUGAUAUGAUGUCAUCCAAAAACUUGGUUUGCUGGAACGCGAUAAUGGGUGGAUAUGCAAUGCAUGGAAAGGCUAAAGAAGCUCUAGAGAUUUUUCAUUUGAUGCAAAAGAGUGGAGAGAAGCCUAGUAUUAUUAGCUUCAUUUGUGUGUUAUCUGCCUGUAGUCAGGCUGGCCUAACUGAUGAAGGCUGCAAAAUUUUUGAUAGCAUGGGCAAAAAGCAUGGUAUUGAAGCAAGGAUGGAGCAUUAUGCUUGCAUGGUGACCCUUCUAGGGCGUUCUGGAAGGCUAGAAGAGGCAUAUAAAAUGAUUGAGCGAAUGCCUUUUGAGCCAGAUGCAUGUGUUUGGGGAGCUUUGCUUAGUUCUUGUAGAGUUCACAGUAAUGUGAAUUUAGCUGAGGUUGCUGCUAAAAAUCUCUUUGAACUGGAACCUGCAAAUUCUGGGAACUACAUACUCCUGUCCAAUAUAUAUGCAUCCAAAGGCAUGUGGAUUGAGGUUGAUGCGGUGAGAGAUAUAAUGAAAGCUACAGGUUUGAGGAAAAGCCCUGGCUGUAGUUGGAUUGAGGUGAAAAACAAAGUGCACAUGCUUCUUGCUGGAGAUGAAUCACAUCCUCAAAUGGACCAAAUCAUGGAUAAGUUAAAUAAAUUAUAUAUGGAGAUGAAGGAGUCAGGUUACUUUCCAUAUACUGACUUUGUGCUGCAGGAUGUGGAGGAGCAGGAUAAGGAGCAGAUCUUGUGUGGGCACAGUGAGAAGUUGGCUGUAGUGCUUGGACUUCUUAAUAGUCCACCGGGAGCUCCUCUUCAAGUGAUUAAGAACCUAAGAAUCUGUGUUGAUUGCCAUGCUGUAAUAAAAUUUAUUUCCAGUUUUGAAAGGAGAGACAUAUUUGUUAGAGACACUAAUAGGUUCCAUCAUUUUAGAGACGGAGUUUGUUCUUGUGGGGAUUAUUGGUGAAUAUACUUUAUGGCCACCCCGGGAAUGUAGCAUCAUUCAUUGACUCUUGAAAAGAAGGAACUGAAAUUUUGUGCAAGGCAGAGCUGGAUGAUUGGUCAUAGAGCCUGUAUAAUGUAACUUUGGUAGCAGAUAUUUGGGUCUUAUAGGAAAGAAGACAGGAUAUCCAAAGCUUGCUACAUCUGCCCACACUUGCCAUUUCUGGGUUUUCUGCUGACACUGGUGACAAUCAUUAGAAUAUUUUUUGAAUGAAACUACUUUGAAAGCAGUUUUAAAUGUUUGAUUCAAAUCCAUUUUAGUGAGUAUCUUCUGGAUUUUGGGCAUCUAAUGAAGUACUAAAUACUCUGCAAGAUAGGUGCACAUAUGAGUCAAUUAAUGUCAAAACAUUUUUCAGGUUCUGAUGCAUGAUGGUUGAACCUUUAUCAGGUUGAAAGUAAUUAACAUUCUUUGCUUGUGGUGCUUCUGCAUUGGUGGAGUAGAGAACAGAGACUGGAAGCACUCAUCAGUUUCUGGCUUGCAAUUUCUGUCAUAGAUCCAUGCACAUGCGAAGCACAUGCACUUAUGGAGGGACAAAAACAUGAAAUGUGUCUCUCUGGCAGCCCAGAACUUCACCUUUCUGUCAUGACAAACUCUUGAGCCUGGUCUUGAAUUAGAGAUUAGGCUGAAUUUUGCAUUUGCUUCUUUUGUCAGUAGGCAGUAUAAUCUAGGAUUAUUAUUUUGUAUUUGUAGGUUCAUUCAUACACACAGAGGAGAAAAGAUACACUUUUUCAUGCCUACCCUCUCCAGAUUUUGCAUAAUUUUGAGCUAACACAGGGUGUUAGCAACUGUAAUUUAUGUAUUUUCAAUUAGGGAUCUAUCACACCAUUUGUUAAUUGCUAGAUAUUGCAGGCUGAUUAUUUUUUAUAAGAUAUAACAUCAGUUGUGGGAUAUGCUUAUUCA